GUGACGUCUACUCUCCUUGAAUUAGGACGCUAGGGCAGUUCUGAAUUUUGAAAGAUGGGAACGUUACUCGAUCUGCUCAACGUGGGUCAAUCACCGUCCAUCAACGGUCAUGGAAGGAUCUUCGAUUCGAAAUUUGGAGGGAGAAACUGAGGUGUUCCGCUCUCUCGCUGGUUAGGAUUGGACAUGAAGGAUUGACCUCAAAUUGAUAAUUAUAACACAAAGGACUCUCUAUCUGGUUAGGAUCGGACAGCAAGGAUUGAACUCAAAUUGGUAAUUGCAACAAAAAGUAUAAGGAACCAUUCUGAUAACUAAAGACGAUGGGAGCCAUUCAAUUCUUAGAGCGAGAAGAAUCGAUGGAGGAUACAUGCGUCUCUGAAGCCAUGACAAAUCCUGAGAACGUUGCAGAAUUCUUGAUACUUCUUUCGCAAGCUCAGGAGCCCCUCUUUCCACACUGGGGAAACAAAAAGAGGCGUUUACAUGUGAAGACGGCCGGAAAGCUGACCCACAAAGGCUGGAAUUCUUGUUUCCAUAAUGUGACCCACAAUGGCGGCAAUAAGAAGAAGAAGGCCAAGAAACAGAGGCCACAGAGCCCAUCAACGCCACUUUCCUUGAGUGGAGAUGGAAGUGGGUCAGACUACCUCUCUUCCCUUUCUAAGGUUGCUAGAGCUCAAAAUCCAAGGAUCAGUUGUGAGCCAACCACUAGGCGAGACUCUAGAUCAAAGGGGAAGUAGGGAAGAAAACCAACAUGAAAAAGAAGCUCAAGUGGACAGCUUGGUCCGAAACAUUAAACAAUGAGUACCAGUAUCUUUGCAGCUUCAGUAAAACACUGAAUUUGAAUUUGGAGGGACAAAUUAGAUGUCAAGGGCUGCCUUGUGCAUGACUAUGCAAAUACCAUUUUUGGUAAGAGGUUGUCUUAAAAGAGAACAGGUUUUUUACAUACAAGACCAUGUAUAUAUCUAUAUAUUUCCAUAAAUAAUUACGUAUAUAUCAGAUAAAUUUUUUUCCUUUUUUUUUUUGUCAAGUAUGUUGACUGAUAAAGACUAUAUGUAGAUUAUAUGAUUUCAUUGUGUUUGUUUGAAUGUAAUGGUGAUUGACAAGGCCUGUGUUUUAUUUCUCAAUAUGUUCAAAUGCCCUCCUCAAUUUUUAAUACUCUCUCUCCCUCUCUCUCUCUCAUAUAUGUGUACUGUGAUUGGAUAUGUGGAAUUGACCAUAUGCUCUCUCUUACAUAUACAUACUAUGAUUUCUCUCUUCCUUUCUCUCUCUCUCAUAUAUGUAUACUGUGAUUGGAUCUGUGGAAUUGACCAUAUGCUCUCUCGUACAUAUACAUGCUAUGAGUGGAAUUGAGCAUAUGUGAUAACUAGUGAAACUGUGAUUGAAUUUUAGCCAUGCUACUCUUGCAGAUAGACCCCAUUGAGAUAUUCAUAUCAUUUAUGAGCCAAUCUCAUGAAGCUACAACAUUGAGAACCGAGAUCUCGGCAUGUCAUGCCAUCCUUGAUUUGAAUUUGUUGCCAACAGUGGAAGAGGAGGAAUUCAAUUGAGAUGACUAUGUAGUCCUUGCAUAUUUUUGAGAAGAUCACAUUUCAUUUAUGAGCCAAUCUCAUGAGGCUACAACAUUGAGAACCGAGAUCUCAGCACGGCGUGCCAUACUCGAUUUGAAUUUGUUGCCCACGUGCAAGAGAGGAGGAAUUCAGUUGAGAUGAUGACUCUAUAGUCCUUGCAUAUUUUUUAGAUCACAUUUUUUAUAUAUGUUUGAUUUAAAUUUUUUAUUCUUGGAUUCUUACUAAAUAUGAAUUUAUUCAUUUUGCUGUCAGACUUCAUGUUUAUUUUGAAAAACUAUGUAAUCAUCGAUGGAAAAGAUAUUGCA
Messenger RNA from Amborella trichopoda, 1864 nucleotides. The record is from RefSeq and is a predicted model, not a curated record. Lineage: Eukaryota; Viridiplantae; Streptophyta; Magnoliopsida; Amborellales; Amborellaceae.